AUGAAGUGGUAUCAGCUUGGUAUACCAUUUGUGGCCGUUUUUGGCCUGGCCCUGGCCGGUGCUCCCUAUGAGUGGAACUCAUUCAUCAAAGAAGUGGAGACGAGUGUGAAUGAGGUCUCACACGGGAAGGCUAUGCUCGAGACCGACAUCGGACUCCAUCCCGAGCGUCGCGACCAACACAAAGAGCUUUGCAACCAAUUGAUUGACCAGAUUAUUGAUGUUCAGGACAAACUUGACGACGAGUACCAAUACCGCGAUCAGUUGACUGAGGCUCAGAAGACCACUUUGACCAACUAUAUCAACCUCACCGAUAAGACACACAAACAGUUGUCGGAUAUCCUUAAAAAUAUCUAAAUUGUUUAAUCUUAAUAACAAUUAACUUAUGUUUCUAAUUAAAUAAAUUUAACAACAAUAAAUUUAUUGUUGUUAUUAAUCAUCUAUUUGUUUUAAUUGUUUAAUGCGAUUUUAAUAAAAUAUUGAAAUUGUUUAAAUA
This is a messenger RNA of Medioppia subpectinata, 493 nucleotides long. Lineage: Eukaryota; Metazoa; Arthropoda; Arachnida; Sarcoptiformes; Oppiidae. The record is from the annotation of a GenBank genome assembly.